AUGAAGUCCAUUCACUUUUGCUUCCUCUUCUGUGGCUGGAUAGCAGUGUGCUGGGGGCAGUGUGAACUAACCAACAUGACCAUUGCAGUAGAGAAAGAGGAGUGCCGCUUCUGCAUAUAUGUCACCACCACCGGGUGUGCGGGCUACUGCUUCACCUGGGACUUGGUAUAUAAAGACGCACUCAGGCGCAACAGCCAGAGAGUAUGUACCUUCAAGGAGCUGGUCUACGAGACCGUGAGAGUGCCCGGCUGUGCUAACUAUGCAGACUCCCUGUAUACGUAUCCAGUGGCCACUGAGUGUCACUGUGGCAAGUGUGACAGCAACAUCACUGACUGCACUGUUCAUGGCCUGGGGCCCAGCUACUGCUCCUUCGAUGAAAUGACGGAGUAA
This is a messenger RNA of Elephantulus edwardii (Cape elephant shrew), 390 nucleotides long. It is a transcript of the gene FSHB, whose product is annotated as follicle stimulating hormone, beta polypeptide. The transcript has 2 exons. The coding region runs from base 1 to 390 and encodes 129 amino acids. Gene Ontology annotation, cellular component: cytoplasm; extracellular region. NCBI's taxonomy places the organism in Eukaryota, Metazoa, Chordata, Mammalia, Macroscelidea, Macroscelididae. Gene Ontology annotation, biological process: G protein-coupled receptor signaling pathway. The record is from RefSeq and is a predicted model, not a curated record. Gene Ontology annotation, molecular function: hormone activity.